This is a messenger RNA of Acanthoscelides obtectus, 3035 nucleotides long. NCBI's taxonomy places the organism in Eukaryota, Metazoa, Arthropoda, Insecta, Coleoptera, Chrysomelidae. The record is from the annotation of a GenBank genome assembly.
AGCAGCAAUUCACAAUGACAGUGACAGACUGACAGAUGCGAACAUUGCGAACCUUGUCAGGAAACUUCUAAACAUGUCAAAUAUCAUCUUGGAGGUGUUAGAUAACAUUUGCCGAGAUUUUUAGCUUUUAUCAACCAAUAUUAUCAAGGAAACUAAAAAAUGUCUGUGCUUCGUAGACUAAUACCGGUAGCUGCACGCUCUACAACCCUCCUGAACUCGUUGAAGAAAAACGCUCCGCGAGCCUUCGCUACCGAAGUGACAGAGACCCCAAAAGAGACAAGGCCCUCGUUUAGGAAGAUCAACCAGUCCUCAGUUGAUCAAUUGAAAGAUUUCGGCAGAUACGUAGCAGAAUGUUUGCCAAAAUAUAUUCAGAAGGUCCAAAUAGCUGCAGGGGAUGAACUGGAGCUUCUUAUAGUCCCUGAAGGUGUCUUGCCUGUCUUGCAAUUCUUGAAAGACCACCAUAGCUGCCAAUUCUCUAAUUUGGUUGAUAUUGCGGGCAUGGAUGUGCCUAGUAGGACUAACAGAUUUGAAGUGAUCUACAACAUCCUCUCUCUGCGUUUCAACGCCCGUAUCCGUGUCAAGACAUACACUGACGAACUGACACCACUUGAGUCAUGCAAUGACAUAUACAAGGCAGCCAACUGGUACGAACGAGAAAUAUGGGACAUGUAUGGUGUAUUCUUCUCAAACCAUCCAGAUCUUCGUAGGAUUCUUACUGACUAUGGAUUUGAAGGACACCCCUUCAGAAAAGAUUUCCCACUUAGCGGAUAUGUCGAGGUUCGAUACGACGAUGAAAAGAAGAGAGUGGUAGUGGAACCUUUGGAGUUGGCACAAGAAUUUAGAAGAUUUGAGCUGAGUGCUCCAUGGGAACAGUUCCCCAACUUCAGGAACGCUAAACCCAAAGAAACAGAAGAAGUGAAAACAGAAAAAUCAAAGAAAUAAGAUGUAAUAUAUAUGUGAUGCAAGUAAAUGUUAUGUUUAGUAUUGUUCAGUUAUCCACGUUAUUUUAACCAAGCAACAAGUAACAAAAUGGAAGAGCAGCAUGACAAAUCGUACGCCACUGUUAAUAUGAUGGGGUGAAGGACAGUCAUUCUACGUAGUGCCAGCCAGACAAAUAGUAACGCCACUUUUAUUAAUUCCAUGACCGUGAACACCGUAAUGGAAUACGCCAACAUGCAUCUCAUUUAUGGGGAAUGUAGAUGCAAUGCUAGUUCUUCAGCAAGGCUUUAUUGUGAGAGGUACCGGAAUGCCAAUCGUCAUCCCUAUAAUCGAGUUUUUUGUGAAUAUGGCCGUUAUCUCUCAGAGGGAUGACUUCCAAAUCAAGCACACGGAGAAGGCAGAAUCUCCUUUCCUUACGAGGACGUCGUACUACAAGUAGUCGCAGCAGUUUGCUCUCAUUUUUUGAAUGUGAAAGUCAUUACAUUCGAGUUUACUCAUUUCAGUGCCACGAGAUUUUGUUAAUGAACCUCAGCACGUCUAAAAAAUCUAUUAUUAACUAAAUGAAUUUUAUUAUUGGAACAAUAUACUUAAAAUAACGUAGCCAGUAAAUACUAUUUCAAGUAAUUAGAAUUGGUUCUUACCGGAGGUAUCGACGUCUGCCUUUUGAGAUGCGAUAAAGAUGGUGGAUUGUACGCCAUAUUCGCAAAUACUAAACGUUCUUCGUAGUCAUACUCGCAGAGUAUUUUGUUUUCACAUAGAUAGAAUCUGUCGCCUACACAGAAUCUGUAACAAAGAAAAAUUAUUUAUAUUAAAGCUCAUUUUAAAGCUAAAAGUUUAGUCAAAAGUUGCUACUAUUGUGUUCAAAAGUGUUAUACCACUCCUUAACCUACAUUGAAGAGGCAAGUUUUCGCGAUGACUUUCAAGUUCAGUGUGGAUCACUUAGUUAAAAAAGCUUUAAUCUAAAUUCUGAUUGAGCUAAAAUAUAAGCUUCAGAUUUCAGAUGAUGGGAGCAACUAUUCAGGAUAUUCAGGAAACUAGUUUCAAGUUGCGAUUUUCCAAAAAACCUACAACUUGAUUUUCUUUGAAAGCCACCGAAUUCCAUACUGUCAUCGCGACUCUACGUCCGAUGUAACAUAUGCAGCAUUUGCAGAUGAUGCAACAUUGAUUGGAACUGACAAAGAUCUAUUAAGUUCUGUUAGUAAAGUACAGACUGCUACCAGUAAUUUAGUGAAAUGGGGUGGACAAUCAAACUGCACGAAUUCAAAUCGAUUCACGUUUACCUUACAAACCCAAGAUUGACAGCCCCUCCUCAAAUAAGCAUCGUACCAUUGGAGCCAAAAGCGAAAUACUUAGGUAUGACUAGGGCUGCCAGUACCUAAAUUAACGACGACGGAAGCUGCAAGAACGUCGGACGUUUAGGUGAGACAGAUUUUUCCCCGGACACCCCAGAAUUUUUGUUAUAAAAUAAAACCAUCCUUACCAUUUCUAAUUUAAAUAGCUUGUUACAGAUUAAUUUAAUAAUUGUUGACAAACAUUGACAAAAUCCUCUCAAACAUACGGCAUAACAAAUGAAAUACUCAGGUCAUUACUAUUAAUUAUUUUUUUGAGGUAAUCUGGUAGCAAAAAUAAUUAGUAACACUUUUCUUCAUGGCAAUAGAUAUCAAAUGACAACUUAUCAGGAAAUUAUAUGGAACGAGGUCGAACAGAAUUUCUGAGAAAAAAAUUUAAUUCUAAAAAUGGGGUUCUCAAUACCUGUGGGAGAUAUAUUUAUGUUAAAUUUGGAAAUGGAUGAUUUGGGAGAAUCUAAAAUCAACCCAAACUAUUUUUAUUUUAAAAAAUAUCAAAAAGCUAAUAGAACUUUUCUAUUGGCACUUUUCAGGCUCUACAUGAUGGUGUUUUUAAAUUUUGUGCCCGACGGCUCGUUUUUGAGAAACCAUCAACUUCAUUUUUUUAUAUGGCCGAAAAAAGAGUACGUACCCUUUAUCUUAUAGAAUUCUUUUAUAAGAACUCAACGAUGUAUCACACGUUACAUUUAGUUUCUUGGUUAUAAAGAAAAAUGCGUCUAUUCUGAUUUUUUUAUUUCUUUUUUAAGUGGG